AUGGGAAGACAGAGUUACUUCAAGGCUUUGAUUAUUUGUCUCAUGGCACUACUUGGAUCAAGCCAAGCUCAAUUGCAGCUUGGUUUCUAUGCCAAAAGUUGUCCAAAUGCUGAGAAGAUCAUUUUCAAUUAUGUUGCAGAUCAUAUUCCCAAUGCUCCAUCUCUAGCAGCUGCUCUCCUAAGACUUCACUUUCAUGAUUGUUUUGUCAACGGUUGUGAUGGAUCAGUGCUUGUGAACUCAACGCAAAACAAUCAAGCUGAAAAGGACUCCAUUCCGAAUGUUACACUCCGAGGCUUUGGCUUCAUUGACACAAUAAAGAGCCUUAUUGAAGCUGAAUGCCCUGGGGUAGUCUCUUGUGCUGAUAUAUUGGCUUUGACUGCCAGAGACUCUAUUCAAACCAUUGGGGGACCCUACUGGAAUGUUCCAACAGGUCGAAGGGAUGGACUUAUCUCUAGGGCAGCAGAUCCUUUAGUCAGCCUUCCUGCUCCAUUUCACAACCUCACUGUCCAGCUAACACUCUUUGGCAAUAAUGGACUUGAUGUAAACGACCUUGUUGUGCUUGCUGGUGCUCACACGAUUGGUGUUGCCCACUGCUCAACAAUUUCAACUCGUUUAUACAAUUUCACUGGCAAGGGUGACACUGACCCAAGUUUAGAUAGUGAAUAUGCAACAAAUCUCAAGACCUUAAAGUGCAAGAACAUCAAUGAUGUCACCACACUUGUUGAGCUGGACCCUGGAAGCCACGAUACAUUUGAUCUUGACUAUUAUAAACAAGUGGUUAAGAGAAGGGGCUUGUUCCAAUCAGAUGCUGCAUUGCUCACUAGCUCUACCACAAGGUCCAUUAUCACUACGCAACUUCAAUCAACCGAAGGAUUCUUUGCACAAUUUGCCAAGUCCAUGGAGAAAAUGGGACGAAUUAAGGUUAAAGUUGGAACUGAAGGAGAGAUAAGGAAACAAUGUGCACGAGUAAAUAGCUAA
Molecule: messenger RNA, 978 nt
Organism: Sphenostylis stenocarpa
Lineage: Eukaryota; Viridiplantae; Streptophyta; Magnoliopsida; Fabales; Fabaceae
Source: the annotation of a GenBank genome assembly